Arabidopsis arenosa is the source of this 1057-nucleotide messenger RNA. Lineage: Eukaryota; Viridiplantae; Streptophyta; Magnoliopsida; Brassicales; Brassicaceae. The record is from the annotation of a GenBank genome assembly.
CACAUUAUCUUCUUUUGCAGUUUUGGCUGUACAUUUAGUUAUCUACCAAAUCAACCAAAAAAUUUUAAUGGCUGCCUUUCUUGUAUAUUGCGCAGAAGCAGCUUAAUUCUCUGUCUCCAUUUAUGAUCGAUCCCAACCUGUUUCUUCUCUCUUCUAAUUUCAAGAUCUGGUCGUAGCUCACCGGAGAAACGUAAUGGAAAAGAAAGAGACCAAGCAAGAACCAGCACCAGCACCAGCUGAGCAAGAGAAUGGUCCGUUGAUUGAAGAUGAGAUCGAGAGGAGCAAAGUCGGGAUCAUGAGAGCUCUCUGCGACCGACAAGAUCCUGAAACUAAGGAGGUGGAUGAUCUGAUGAUAAGGAGGUUUCUGAGAGCGCGUGACCUGGACAUUGAAAAGGCUUCAACGAUGUUUCUUAAGUACCUGACUUGGAAGAGAAGCAUGCUCCCAAAGGGGCACAUACCAGAAGCAGAGAUUGCAAAUGAUCUGUCGCAUAACAAGGUGUGUAUGCAAGGUCAUGACAAGAUGGGUCGACCCAUUGUUGUUGCCAUUGGGAACAGACAUAACCCUUCCAAAGGUAACCUUGACGAGUUCAAGCGUUUCUUUGUCUACACGGUUGAGAAGAUAUGCGCUAGAAUGCCGAGAGGUCAAGAGAAAUUCGUAUCAAUUGGAGAUCUUCAAGGCUGGGGAUAUUCUAAUUGUGACAUCCGUGGCUACCUUGCUGCUCUUUCCACUUUGCAGGAUUGUUACCCAGAGAGAUUGGGGAAACUAUAUAUAGUUCAUGCCCCCUACAUUUUCCUGACCGCAUGGAAGGUCAUUUAUCCUUUAAUCGACGCCAACACCAAGAAAAAGAUUGUUUUCGUGGAGAACAAGAAACUCACUCAAACGUUACUCGAAGACAUAGACGAAAGCCAACUUCCCGACAUCUACGGAGGCAAAUUGCCACUUGUUCCUAUUCAGGAGGCCUAAUUAUAGGUUUUACUACGGCCCACCUCUAUUUCUAAAUUAUUUACUUAGUACACUAUUCUUCUUUUUUAUUUUUAAUAAAUCGAAAACAUAUUG